CCGUUUACGGGCCUGCAAAAAUAAAGCAGGUGUUUUCAAAAAACAUUGUUUUUUUUUUCGAAAAUUGUAGGGGCUGAAAACUGACGAUGAGUGACGAGGAACAUUACCCUGACGAACUACAAUUUCAGAAGAACAGCGAAUUCGCAGUGUUAAACUAUGAUCGAGUUGGUGCCGGGCGGGACGAAGGAAACAGCCAAACAUCUUUUAAUAAGCCAUGUAAUAAACUACUUAUCAACCUCGAACGUUCGGUCCUUACGAGAAAAUCUCAAACCUUGGGCUUGCCAUACUGACCUCGCUAUUGCUCGGUUAAUACGGCGAGGUCUUGGUUUGAAAUUUUCCCGUAAACACCUCACUUUCGCUUAAUAAGUAGUUCAUGUUUUUCUUUAAGUAUUUAAUUGCGUCUGUUAACUGUUUUAAAUGAGUUAGACCAGCAGUGGUCGAAAAUUUCCAAUAAGUAAACUUUUUAAGUAUUUGCAUCAAACGUUAAGCUCGAAGGUCUCUUCUCGUAAUCCGUACACAGCAUCUUUUCCCAGUGCUAGACAAUUAUCAUAAACCUGCCAAACAUCAAUUCUCAAAUAAAUUUUAAACAAAUUAAACACUAACCAUUUUUAUUUAAAACUACCUAACCAUCAGGGUUUCUCAUUCUAUCCUAGCCAGAGGACAUCUGAAAGGAAGCCGUUUUGUACUCAUUUAAUCGCAAUAAAGAACACCUUCUCUCAUAAAGAACAUUUAACGUUCGUUUGACAGUUCAGAAAAAUGGAACCAAAGCUCGCCGCUUUACUGAAAGAAAUUAAAUUACAAUCCAUCAAAAUACCCUCUCUGGUGCGUGGUUCGGUAGCCCAAAUGAGUCACGCAAUGUGAGUUACUCUGGCCAUUUUAAAGCGGUGUACAUCAGGCUUUUCUCGAGCGAUUAUCUCCCCAGUUUUCAGACUUCAAAUUUUAAAUUCUCACCUUUAGUAUAACUGAGACUAACCAAGAAUCCCAAAAACUACACGGGAUUUUUUUAGCUUUUAUUUUCUUUUUUAGUAGUUUUAAGUCUUGCAGCGUGGCUAUGAAAUCAGGUGAGGCAUUUUGUCGACAUCUUUGAGCGAUAGCUAACACCAUAACUUUCAUUUGGCUUCAGACAUAUUUAAAAAUGCUUGCCUGGAACAGUACAGUACAGACGGACAUUCAAGCCACAGGACCUCGCCCCAGCCACAUAAAUAUCUGCAAUUUUACACCCCUCUUAUUCCAGUCUUAAGGAUGAAGAUCUAUCCUAUAUGUUCUCAGUCGCAUCCGAACGUCGCCCAUUCUCCUUGAAAUAUAAACUGUUCACUACCAAAAAUCCACGCUUUUUAUUCAUCUUUUUUGUGAUCAAAGGGACGUUUUUGGAUUACAUUUGUAACGGCUAUUGCAAUCCCUUUACCGGUGAAAGUGGAGGAAACGGUUUGAUUAAUUACGAAGCAAGUGUUUUCAUUUCUAACUCCAGUCUAAACGUCGCAUCUCUCACCUGAUGGAGAUCACCGUAAGGCAUUCCUUGAACCUUUCCCGCUGUCCUUCUAUGUAACCUCCACUGACAAAUACCCGUAGUUAUGUUUAUGUUUGUUAAUCAAACAGGCAUUACGGAUUGCACUUUAUUGGUGAAAGCCGAGGAGUGGGUCCCAUUAAUUACCAAUCAGCUGCUAAAAUGUCAGAGCGUAGCCUAAACUUUUCCGUUAGUACCGGAACCCGUCGUCAAAACUGCAAACAAAAGAAAUUGGAAAAGAAACUGAGUAUUUGAGUAUUUUAAAAUUUCUUGAACUAAAUUGAAGGACAAACAGGGCUAUCCGAAUUUCAACAAAAACUCUGCUGCACCUCAAAACUCAUAUUAAAAGUCUCCAAACAUGGUUGUCACUGAGAAGUGGAGCACCAUCUUCGUAGUAAUUGAGUUGGUGGUGUGCUUCUUAGGAAUAACGUUUAACGGAGUUGUGAUUUUCACGAUUUGUAGAAAUGUUCAUCGACGCAUCUCAGCACCGACCUAUCUUAUCCUCAGUAUCGCGGUGAGUGAUUUUCUUUCUUGUGCGAUACCUGUUCCAUUGUCCAUUGCAAGACAUUUCCAAAACGAAUGGCCGUUUGGUUUCGCUGGAUGUCAGGCUCAUGCGUUCAUGAUAUUUCUUCUCGCUCUUGUCUCGAUCACCCACUUAGUUGCCAUUUCAGCGGGGAAGUACUUGACCAUAACAAGAUCUCUUUCCAGGGAUUCUUAUUUCAACAAGAAAAAAGUGAUUUUGAUUAUCUUGAGCUCUUGGAUCUACUCACUGACGUUCAGCAUGGCACCAUUGGUAGGCUGGUCGAGAUAUGGCCUGGAAGGAGCAAAUGUUACGUGCUCAGUGAGAUGGGAUUCAUCUCUUCCAAGCGAUCAGGCAUACUUUGGAGUUGUCAUUUUCACUUGCUACUUUUUGCCUCUGGCCGUGAUCACCUUUUGCUACUACAAGAUCCAUCAGGUUUCCAAACAGAUUGUUUUCAACACUUCCCAUAGUGGCGGCUUAGCCAUGACUGCAACACAGGCCCUUCUCAGGAAGCACCAGAAAUCUGCUGUUUAUUUCUUAGCUAUCAUAGCCGGUUUUCUGAUCCCUUGGUCACCUUAUGCUGCAGUGUCCCUUCUUUUAGUUUUAGGACGCAAGGUUAGCCCUCUGGCUACCAGUGCAUGUAGUGUGCUCGCCAAGAUUUCGUUUUUCCUUAAUCCAUUACUCUAUGCGAUUUUUCAUCGCAAGUUUCGACGACGUUUUAUCCUUUCUGUUCCUAUAACCAGACCGAACAAAGUUGUUAGGCCAGCUGUUGUACCUUCGGUUUCACGAACACUGGCUCUUUGAACAGAGCGAAAGUCUAUCCUGCUUAAUCUUGAACGAUGUACUU
Orbicella faveolata is the source of this 2871-nucleotide messenger RNA. Its product is annotated as melanopsin-B-like. Gene Ontology annotation, cellular component: membrane. Gene Ontology annotation, molecular function: G protein-coupled receptor activity. The record is from RefSeq and is a predicted model, not a curated record. Lineage: Eukaryota; Metazoa; Cnidaria; Anthozoa; Scleractinia; Merulinidae. Gene Ontology annotation, biological process: G protein-coupled receptor signaling pathway.